Molecule: messenger RNA, 1884 nt
Organism: Kalmanozyma brasiliensis GHG001
Lineage: Eukaryota; Fungi; Basidiomycota; Ustilaginomycetes; Ustilaginales
Product: Protein of unknown function DUF4202
Exons: 2
Coding region: 1-1884 (627 amino acids)
Molecular function (GO): tRNA (cytidine-N3)-methyltransferase activity
Source: RefSeq, a predicted model, not a curated record
AUGUCCACAUCGGCGUUCCAGACGGCGCGAAACGCCAUUGACGAGGCGCACAAGAAGGAUCCGGCGUACGCGGCCUCCUCCGCGUCUCCUACUGCGGAACGCGAUCCAGCGACCAAAGUCGACGAGCUGGUGUACGCCGAUCGAGUCGAGUACUGGGCGUCGCACCUGAUCGGUCUGCGUCUCGAGACUCCCGAGUAUCAGUCGUUCGCCAGAACGGUGUCCCCAUCGUCGACCUCGGACGCGGAGGCGGUCACGCAGACGGGCGAGCUUCUCCGCCUCGCAGCGCGGUGUCAGCACCUGGAGCGCUUCCUCACCCCUCGCUCCUCCUACCCAGAUGGCAAAGCAGGCUACCUCAAAUGGCGUCGUGACCUGUACAAGAUCCAAGCGGACCGGGCCAAGGAGCUCCUCCUGCAAUCUGGCGUCGACGAGACAAGCGCGGACUGGGUCCACAAAUGGGUGAGCAAGACCGAGCUCAACCCUGGCAAGCCCACCGGCGACAUGGGCACCCAACUCCUCGAAGACGCCGCCGUACUGUUUUUCUUGCAGGACGAACUGGAGCUCUUCGCAAGCCAACAUCAGGAGUACAAGGAGGAAAAGUUUGUCGAUAUCAUCAAGAAGACGUGGCGCAAGUUGAGCGAGAUGGGCAAGCAAGAGGCGUUGAAGUUGAGCAUGCCCAAUGGGUUAGAGCCGAUUGUUAUGAAGGGCAUCAAUGCGCUGGAGAAGCCGGAGCAGAAGGAAGGAUGUUCACCAUCGCAAAACCAUCUCCCACCACCGGCACACGACUCCUCGCGAAAGAAACAAUCCUCUUCCUCGGCACCCGUCACUCGGCCCCUCCGUCCCAAAACAGCCGCGGAAGCACAAGCGCUCCUCGACACCGCCGACCCUUCCUCUGACAUCUUUGGCGCGCGUUUGCUCACAUCCGACUCCGACCCGUGGUCGCACAACGCAUGGGACCACGUCACGCCUCCUCCAUCCCACUACACCCACGUCGCGGACACCCUCGCGCGGCAAGCGGAAACCAAACUCACCCUGGAAGAAGCGGAGCCAUUUCACGCUGCCCCCGCCGGAUACUGGGACACGUUCUAUUCCUCCCACGAGAACCGGUUCUUCAAAGAUCGCAAGUGGUUGCACCUCGAAUUUCCGGAACUUGUCGAUGCGACGAGAGAGGAUGCUGGGAAGAAGGUGGUGUUGGAAGUGGGAUGUGGGGCGGGCAACACGGUGUUUCCGCUUCUCGAGAGGAACAGCAAUCCGGAGCUGACCAUCUAUGCCUGCGACUAUUCGGCCGAGGCGGUGAGUGUGGUUCGGGCCAAUCCGCUGUCCAAUCCUCCCAUCGGACACUGUUCUGCGUGUGUAUGGGACCUCAGCAGCCCAACUGCCCUGCCGGAGGGACUCGAGGAGGGGAGCGUAAAUAUGAUCGUCCUGAUCUUCGUCUUCUCCGCCCUCCACCCGCGCGAGUGGGCUCAAGCAGUGACGAACAUCCGACGCCUCCUCAAACCCGGCGGACUGGUGCUCUUCCGCGACUAUGGCCGGUACGAUCUGCCCCAACUGCGCUUUAGGAAACGCAGGAUGCUGCAAGACAACUUCUAUCUAAGGGGAGAUGGAACAAGGGUAUUCUUUUUUAUUCCUGAGGACCUGGUUGCGAUCUUCAAUGCUCAGCCGCAGAGCACCACCACGACGACCGUCCAGGAUGGCCACGGGGAGGGGGAAGAGGUCAAGGAGGUGCAGGAAGAGGUAGAGAUCAAGGAAGAGGACGGGAAGAGGUUCGACUUUGCAACAACACAGAUGGCGAUUGAUCGAAGGAUGAUCGUCAAUAGAAAGGAGAGGAAGCAGAUGUACAGGGUUUGGCUGCAGGCCAAGUUCCAGCUCCUAGACCGGGCUGCAUAG